AUGGCCAUUGCGGCUGCCCUACUGGGAAAUACUUGGGAAGCCAUGUGGUGGUUUGGGCGUGUUUACCCGGUGGAUAUUUUGGAAGAUGACCCCACAGGGCACAGGGAAGCGGCCCUGGCUUACUAUGCCGCGCUUAGGGAAGGGGCACGGAGCUCACCAGAGGUUUUCUCUCUUCCCACUGGAGAGCAGGUGAAACUUGAAGCUUCAUCAGUUUGCUUUUGCACUGUGUACCCCGAUGCACCGCAGCACAAAAUCUUGGUCUUGGUUAAUCCUCAGGACACAAAGACAGGCGGCCUGUGUGGUGAUGGCACGGGUGCCUGCUACCUGCUGCCUGUCUUCGACACCGUGUUUGUCAGGAAGAGGUACCGCCACCAGGGCCUGGGCCUGGCCAUGCUGUGGGACUUCUGUGAGACUUUCCGAGAGGUCGAGGCCCUGGGCGUCAGCUGGCCGAUUUCCACCGCCAUGUACCAAGGAGAGGAUCAGUGGCGAAGAACUGGAGAAGGAUGAUCAAGAUUGCACAGGGAAAUGAGCUGCGGGGCCGCUCAGGAGAGCCCGCCGGCCUGAGCUGCCGGACCGAAGGCAAGAGGAGGGCCGCGGACGCCGGGCUGCCCGGGGGCUCCUGGCGGAAGCACACGCCUCCCAGUCCCCGACUCCCAGGGGCGCAUCUGAUCUGAGCCUGUGCAGAGGCCCUGGGGCGUCGGACGUGGGUUUGAGAGCCGCCUGUCCCCGCUCGCGUCCCCUGGGAGCUGGGAGGAGCAAAGGGCCGCACAGACCCCGCCCACCUCGGGCUGGGUGCCUGGGCCCAGGGGAAGGAAGUCCGAGGAGGCACCUCGUUUCUUAAGCCCGAAGUGCCCUGCAGGUGCGAGUAAUUUCCUUCCCGAGCUCAGGUUCCAGAAGCCCAUCCGUUAACCCCGGUGUGCUUUCUGUUACUCAGGAUGAAUGUGUAGAGGCUGCCCUGGGACCACAGGACCCAGCCUCUUUCUUUAGCCCGAGGAAGCCCCCUCCCUGCAGAACUUGGCUUCGGGGUGCCCACUGCGGGCCUGCUGGACCCGAGACCCCUGGCGCCUGGGGGCUUCUAAGCAGAUGCAUUUCUGGAGAAGCUUCAGCUGCGACGGGAGCCCCCUGAGGGCCGGGCGGGGCUGCCCGGUGCACAGCUCCGCCUCCUGCUGGCUGCGCCCGGCCCGUGUCCCGGGCCAGCUCCAGGGGACAGCCGGGGUCGCCACAGCUCAGAAGGGAAGCUGCCAGCCGAGGGGACUUUGGGCUGAUGGUCCUUCUGGAGUGGACAGGCUUGUGCCCCUAAAGGUGACCGUGAAGGUGACAGCCUGGCCUGCACGUGACGGGGUUCACCCAUCCACUUCUUCAUAUCUACACAGUCCUGCUCGGGGCACAUGCUCUGCGGAGACUAGGGUUCCCAAGCUGCGCCAAGGACCCUACCCCAUGGACUGGCUGUGGCUGUACAGUGGGACCUCGGUUAUGUAUUUACUCAUCCAUGUGUCCUUCCAUCCAUCCAUUCAUCUAUCCACUCACCCAUCCAUCUCCUUGUUCCUCCCUCUCCACUCAUCUCCCCAUCCAUCCAUCCAUUUCUCUUUCUCCCUGCCUCCAUUUCUCCACUCAUCUUCCUAUCCAUCCAUUUACCCGUCCACCCACCUGUCUGUCCAUCUGUCCAUCCAUUCACAUCUAUCCAUGCAUCUGUCCACUCAUCCAUCUGUCCAUCCAUCCCUCCAACCAUCCAUCCUGUUGUACAACAGACAUUCAGUGUGUCAGGCACAGGGGAUGUGCAGAUAAGUGAGGUGUGGUCCCUGGACUCAAGGAAACUGUCCUCUGGCAGGGUCUCUCCUGGAGUCUUUCUCUGCAGUUGUCUCUCUGACAUUUGUUAGAGACACGGUUGAGAGCUCCCUACAGAGCCGUCGUGAAGUCCCCCAGCGCCAGUGGGCUCUCUGGCAAGGAGGCACAGACCGUACAGAUGGAUUCAGGUCUGCCGUGUGUGAUGUCAGACGUCACCCUUCCCAAGGGGAGUAGACGUUUGCUGUGAACAUUUCACCAUCCGAGAUGAAUCAUCGGUGCUUUGUGUUUACGUGGAAGUGACCUGAUGAAAGCGGCUUAGGGCUUUGAUGACGUUGCUGUUCAAUAAAAGAAAAUCUCA
Camelus dromedarius (Arabian camel) is the source of this 2143-nucleotide messenger RNA. Its product is annotated as protein FAM169B. The transcript is spliced from 5 exons. The record is from RefSeq and is a predicted model, not a curated record. Bases 1 to 507 code for a protein of 168 amino acids. Lineage: Eukaryota; Metazoa; Chordata; Mammalia; Artiodactyla; Camelidae.